UAGUCAUAAAACAACCGCGAACAAAAUCCGCUGAAAAAGAAAAACGCCCACAGAGACACACAAACCGACACCGAGAUUAGGGAAAAGACAAAAGAAAAAAAAAAAAGAGGAAAAAGAUUUCUGUCAUUUCAUCUUAUCUCAUCGGGGUGCUUCUUCUCCCUUCGCCUCUUCUUUCUAGCUUCCAUGGAUAAUGAUUUCUGGACCUCUCGCAUCGCUGCUGCCAAGCGCCAAUUCAAUCUGCAGAAUCACCAUCACACAAGCUACCAUUCCAAUACCCGCCACAUCUCUCAAUUGGAUCGGUUGAACAUAGAUGAGGUGGAGGUUGAAGAAGAGGUCCGACCCGAUUUUCCAUGCCCUUAUUGUUACGAAGACUUUGACAUCAACUCCCUCUGCUCUCAUCUUGAGGAUGAGCAUUCUUGCGAGUCCAAACCUACCAUUUGCCCCAUUUGUUCUGUUAAAGUUUCCAGGGACAUGUUAAGUCAUAUAACACUGCAACAUGGACACUUAUUCAAGCUGCAGCGUAGGCGAAGGUUACGUAAGGUCGCAAUUCCGAACAGUCAGGCGGCACUCUCUUUACUAGGGAAGGAUCUUCGGGAAGCCCAUCUGCAGGUGCUUCUGGGAGGAGGAAGCAGUGGGUUUCGGUCAACCACUGCCACAACUUCAUCUUCAUCUGUGGAUCCCUUCCUCUCUUCUCUAGUGCUUAACUUCCCCGUCUCUGAAGCUGAUGAGAUCUCUUCCAAGCCUGAGGACACUUGUAUGAAGAGCGAGGCAUCUCGACACACAUGGAAGUUAUGUUUUGAUCCGUCUCUCAGUUAUGAAGAACGGAAAGAAAAGAUAAAGCAGGCGAACGGGAGAGCUUUUUUCCUGCAGGAUUUGUUUGCUUCCGCUUUGUUAGCUGAGUAAGUUCAAAUUUUGCAAAUGUUUAUAGUUGUGUCAACUCAUUGUUAUAUGUAGAUUUGGAUGGGAGAAGGGGACUAUGGCUGGGUUGAAAUAACAGUACAUAUAGAGCCUCAUCUCAAUGUGUUUGUCAAAACAUUUAUGUACAAACUCAUGUAACUGUAAUUUUAUUGCCUUUUCUCUCCAAGUUUGGAAUAUACACGCUGUUGAUUUCACUGUUGUGAUCCUAUUAUAUGGGGUUUUGCAACUUUAGUUUUGUGACUAUUUUGUUAGUGACACUUGAUAGUCACUAUUAAUUUUUUAACUGUAAGUUCAACUUUGAAUUGUCAACUAUUUAUUUUAGUUA
Cuscuta epithymum is the source of this 1243-nucleotide messenger RNA. The record is from the annotation of a GenBank genome assembly. NCBI's taxonomy places the organism in Eukaryota, Viridiplantae, Streptophyta, Magnoliopsida, Solanales, Convolvulaceae.